Molecule: messenger RNA, 929 nt
Organism: Diospyros lotus (date-plum)
Lineage: Eukaryota; Viridiplantae; Streptophyta; Magnoliopsida; Ericales; Ebenaceae
Exons: 3
Coding region: 263-757 (164 amino acids)
Source: RefSeq, a predicted model, not a curated record
UCUAAAAGCCAUAGAAAGAAAACUCUCUCCUUCUAGAGACAAGAGUUGCUACUUCCUGCCCCUUGUAAUCAUGAGUCCUUGUUUCAUCAUUCCUAUGAGAGUCUCUCACUCUCUCUCCCCGAACAUAAAAAAAUAAUAGUUCCAGCUAUAUAACUUGCUAUUUCUCUCAACUUCUACUCAUCCAUUAUCUUACAAUUGGAGAAUUCAUUUGUGUUCAUCGAAAGCUACCCCCAAGUCCCCAAUUCAUAAUGAUCAUGUGCAGAUGAAGAAAUGUGUAUGGACACCCUUUGAAUUGGCUGUGCUCGAUCCAAGUUAUUCCACCUUUGGCCAGCAGCAGUUACGGAAGGGACUUAAAAUGCGAGUUCACAAGCAAUAUAGGAAGAGAUCACUAAAGAAAGAAAGAGGAAAGGAAAGGAUGGAAGCGAUAAAGAGGGAGAUGGAAACCAAGAACCAAAAGCUGCUCAUCCAGAACCGAAACAUUAUUCAAGAGAAUGAGAGGCUGAGGAGGAAAGCACAACAACUUGACCAGGAGAACAAAAAAUUAAUGUCUCAACUCCAAAAGGUCUAUAUUUGUUCUUCUCUGUUCGGUGAUAAAGUUAGUUCCAUAGGGUCAUCAAAUCCUAUGGAACAAGAAGGAAGUACUCUGAUUAUCAGACUCUCCCCUGUCAAAAAUCAUGGGACUGAACGGCUGGAACCCUCGCAAAGGACGGGAGCCCCCGCAAGAGAAGGCAUCCCAAGAAAGAAAUACUUUGAUUAAUGAAGAAGGGGGGGGGGGGGGGGGGGAAUAAUAUUGAAAUCUACACUGCCAUGUAUCUUCAAUUUUGAAGGUAACAAGAAGGAAAAUAUAAGAGAGAAAAAUGUAUGAUAAGGUAUAAGCUAGAAAAGCAAAAGAAAUAUAUAAGCAAUAACAGUUACAUUUCUCUUUUGAU